AUGUCAGCCACCGGUAAACAUCAACACGCUAGUUCUAAAGAUAAUGAUCAAACAACAACUAUCGAACAAAUAUAUUCAACAUUUGCCCGACAUCUAUACGAGAAUGAUUCAGUUAAAAUAUGUACCGCGUAUUUGAAACAAUCAAAUAUUACAAAUGCUGAACGUGUUUUAUUUGUAACAAAAUUUUUAGAAGAAUUUAAAUUAUUUACAAAAUUAUCUAAUGUUGAAAAGAGUAAUGAAUUAUCAGCACAAUAUCGUGAAAAUGGUAAUUUAGCAUUUAAAAAGAAACAAUAUAAUGAGGCGUUAGAAUUUUAUAAUAAAAGUAUUGCUUAUGCUGAAAUUACAAAGUGUACGGAAAAUUUAGCAUUUGGUUAUGGAAAUCGUUCAGCUGUUUUAUUUGAAUUGAAUUUUCUGAAUGAGUGUUUAAUGGAUAUAAAUCGUGCCUUAACAUACGAUUUCCCUUCAGCAAAGAAAGAUAAAUUAAUUACUCGUCAAAAUAAUGCAAAAUCAUUACUUGCUCACGACAAAAAAGCACAACGAGUCUAUAAUUUUUAUUCCGAUUUAGCCGAGACAAUUGAGAAUCGUAAUGAUAUCAUAAAAUGCGCAACAAGUAAAAUAAAAAUCGAACAUAAUCAAAAAAUGGGACGUCAUGUAAUUGCUGUAGAUCAAAUUCAACCUGGUGAACUAAUUGCAAUUGAACGCCCUUAUAUAGCAGUAUUAUUACGAUCAGCCAACUAUAAAAAUUGCGCUUAUUGUUGCCAUUAUACAUUAAAUCCAAUUCCAUGUGUGCAAUGUCCAUUUGUGCUUUUUUGCGAUGAUAAAUGUCAAAAAUUAGGCUAUGAAUCAUUUCAUCGAUAUGAAUGUCAAUUAUUAAACAGUAUUUAUAAAUUAAAUAUACCAAAAAUGGCGUUAUUAGCAUUACGGAUAGCGCUAGUUGCGAGAAAUGAAUAUAGAAAUAUUGCGGAAAUGAAUGAAACGAAUCCAUCGUUAAUUGGUCUUGUUCCGGAUUCAACGAAUAAGGAUAAAAUGAUUUUAGACACAAAUUAUACGGGAAUCCAUUAUUUAAUUGCAAACACGGAACAUUUCCCGAUUAAUGAAUUAUUACAUAAAACCGUGAUUGCAUCGAUUUUACUGAAUUUAUUAAAACAAACCGAUUUUUUUGAUGAAGAUCAAAGUAUGGUUGAAAUUGCUGCUGAAUUGUUAUUACGGCAUUUACAAACAGCACCAUCAAAUUUUCAUCAAAUUACAGCGACCAAAGUAUUGGGGGAAGAAAUGUCGGAAAAUAUAAGUUUUGCUGAAGGUGCAUUUCCAUUUUUGAGUAUGUUGAAUCAUUCUUGCGCACCAAAUGUGUUUCGUAUCAGUUAUGGUACUGUGGAAGUUUUGCGAGCGUUACGAUUAAUUAAUGCUGGUGAACAACUUUUUGAUAAUUAUGGAUACCAUCAUGCCUUAUUAAAGAAAAUCGAACGGAAAUUAGAAUUAAAAGAUCAAUAUUUUUUCGAUUGUCAGUGUGAAGCAUGUGAAAAUGAUUGGCCCACAUGGAGUGAGCUACAAGCAAAACGUCGUAAUUUACCACAAGUUGAAUUUCUUGAAAAAUUAACACCACAAAUAUUACGACGAAAUACGAUUGAACCAAAAAAACAUUUACCACAAAUGAUAAAAGUAUUAAUGGAAUUAGAAAAAUAUGCACCAUGCUCUGAACUAUGUGAGCUACAAGAAGCAUUUAAAGAGAUACAUUUUUUGGAUGGGAAUAUUUUUGAUAUUUUAAAACCUGUUUAAAAAAGAAAUUUAUUUUGGGAAAAGAUUGUUAAGUUUUCGAAAGAUUUUUAU
Messenger RNA from Chrysoperla carnea, 1827 nucleotides. It is a transcript of the gene Smyd4-4, whose product is annotated as SET and MYND domain-containing protein 4. The transcript has 3 exons. Gene Ontology annotation, molecular function: protein binding. The coding region runs from base 1 to 1776 and encodes 591 amino acids. The record is from RefSeq and is a predicted model, not a curated record. NCBI's taxonomy places the organism in Eukaryota, Metazoa, Arthropoda, Insecta, Neuroptera, Chrysopidae.